AGACAUGCUGAGUUGCUAAUCACAGAUUUUAUAAAAACAUUUUAGAUGUCAUUUUGCUGGGUUACACAAUAAAAGUUCAAUCUGAAAGUUUGCACUUUCGGCUAAACGGAACAAAAUUUGCGACAAUAUGUUUGAAUUUCCCAGAAAGAGUAACUGUUGUACUCCCGUUGGCUUAAAAAUGAUACUAUAAUAAUAAUACUGAUUUUUAAACUGGUCAGUCGAUGGUCAUUUCAGAAUCAGCUUUAUUGGCCAAGUAUGCUUACACACACAACUGCUCUCUAUGUACAAGAAGUAUAACAUUAAAUAUUGACAAUAAACACAAAAUAACGAAAGACUUACAAGACUAAAUAGGACAAUAGUGCAGUAGUGAUGCAAAUUUGCGGAGAUAAACAUUAUAAUAAUAUAUUAUGUUUCGAUCAUAAACAUCUCAAGGUCAAGCACUCAUCGUCCAUCAGAACUUUGCUGUUUGCUGUAGCAUUGCUGUUGUUAAAUGAACAUCUCACAUACUGCAGGCUUGGAUUAAAAUACAGUUAUAAAGAGUUUCAAAUCCAGUUAUAAAAAUAUAAAUUGUGACUGUGUUGGAUCAUACACUGAAAUUGUGAUAAUACAACAUUAAAGCAAUUAAAUGACAUGCACAUAGAUUCACUGAAUUAAAACACCUGUCAAGCUGAUUAAUUGAAUAACGCUGUUGUUGGCACCAUCAUUUCAAUGCGAUUUUUCUGCUUUUAUUUUGAAGGCUACGUGUUUUACAGGAAACGUACAUACUGCUUCUGUCCAGCUUUAACGCGGAAGAGAACGUUGGCGGGCUGAGCUCGUGCUGUUUCUCUCCUUUAACGUCCUCAGUCAGGAUUUAAAUAGGGACGCUCUGAGAAGGGGGAGCAUCAGUUCAUCUUCGGAAGAAUCCUGAAUCUAUCAAAAUGAGUGGACGUGGAAAGGGAGGUAAAGGACUCGGUAAAGGGGGCGCCAAGCGUCACCGUAAAGUCCUCCGUGAUAACAUCCAGGGCAUCACCAAGCCCGCUAUCCGCCGUCUGGCUCGCCGUGGCGGAGUGAAGCGUAUCUCCGGUCUGAUCUACGAGGAGACCCGCGGUGUGCUCAAGGUGUUCCUGGAGAACGUGAUCCGUGAUGCCGUCACCUACACCGAGCAUGCUAAGAGAAAGACCGUCACCGCCAUGGAUGUGGUCUACGCUCUGAAGAGACAGGGCCGCACUCUGUACGGCUUCGGCGGUUAAACUCACACCUCAAACAACAACAACCCAACGGCUCUUUUAAGAGCCACCCACUUCCACUAAAGAGAAUAAACCGAA
Labrus mixtus (cuckoo wrasse) is the source of this 1304-nucleotide messenger RNA. RefSeq names its product histone H4. Bases 918 to 1229 code for a protein of 103 amino acids. Gene Ontology annotation, cellular component: nucleosome. Gene Ontology annotation, biological process: nucleosome assembly. Gene Ontology annotation, molecular function: structural constituent of chromatin; protein heterodimerization activity; DNA binding. The transcript has a single exon. Lineage: Eukaryota; Metazoa; Chordata; Actinopteri; Labriformes; Labridae. The record is from RefSeq and is a predicted model, not a curated record.